Epithele typhae is the source of this 309-nucleotide messenger RNA. RefSeq lists its product as uncharacterized. The record is from RefSeq and is a predicted model, not a curated record. Lineage: Eukaryota; Fungi; Basidiomycota; Agaricomycetes; Polyporales; Epitheliaceae. The transcript has 2 exons. Bases 1 to 309 code for a protein of 102 amino acids.
AUGGAUGUUGAAGAUCUGGAGGGCAUAGAAAAUGUCCAUAUCGACGAGUUUGACCAGUACUUGGGUGGGGACGACAUGGAUAUUGACAUACCAGAGGAGGAGUUCCUCUCAAACACGGAACAAGACCAUUUUGGCAUGUUCAAAUUGGCGCUGGACAAACUCCAUCUUGAAGACUGUAAUGUCUGCCUGGAACGAGGCUUCAACAUGAAACUGCACGAAGGACGUGUCAGCGAUGUCAUGCGGACCGUCCUAACUCUGUACGGAAGUUCUGCGCAGAGAACCUUGUGCAUCCAGCUGCUGCUCGUCUAA